UUUCCCAUCAAAUUUCCAUGGAAAAGCUUCAAUAGUCUUUCUUUAACUUUAAAAAAGUUUAAUUUAGCAAGUUGGUUCUUGUCAUCUACAUUAUUGUUUACUGAUAAGCUUCACCCCCACUGAAAAAGUAGCAAUUCCGGUCAAAUUUCCAUGGAAAAGCUGCACUCCCACAACGUUCUCUCCCCUUUCUUUCUCCUUCUCCUCCUCCAUCUCUCUUCUCUUCAACUUCUCUCUUCAGCUUACACUCCUCCACUAAAGUACUUCAUCAAUUGUGGAUCAAAGUCCAACAUGAACUUGAGCAAUAGGAACUUUGUAGGAGAUGAGAAUUCAGGUACCUUCUCCUUUUCCAAGAAGAGCAGCACUGAAACUGACAACAGCCCCACAAGGAAUCCAUCGGCUCUCUAUCAUACAGCAAGAAUAUUUAACCGCCAAUCUUCAUACAAGUUCACAAUUGAUGAGACGGGCACUUAUCUGGUUCGUCUCCAUUUCUACCCUUUCUCAUCACAUACUAAUCUCACCACUGCUGUGUUUAAUGUCUCGAUUCAAGGGUUUUCUUUAUUGUCAAAUUUUAGUGUACGAAACAGUACAAACACCCCUGUGAUCAAGGAAUUCCUGAUCACCAUCAAUCCAAAGAAGUUCAUAAUUCAAUUCACACCGUAUCAAAGAACUUCUUUAGCUUUCAUAAAUGCCUUGGAAGUCUUCGUAGCUCCUCCAAAGUUCAUCCCGGAUGCUGCUCCUCACGUUACCCCUGGAGGAAAAGCUAAUCUUACUUCAGGAGGUUUGCCCUCUCAGGCUUUAAAAACCCUCUAUAGAAUCAAUGUUGGAGGUGACUCAUUUGGGUCAGAUUAUGACACUCUCUGGAGGAACUGGACAUCAGAUGAUGGUUAUCUAAUUAAUCAGGAAUCUACAACAAACAAGUUGCCCCCCAAAGGUAUUAAAUAUGAGGACGGUAAUGCUACGAAAUAUAUUGCCCCAAAUUUUGUCUACAACACUGCCAGAGUCUUGAAUGUGAAGUCAAAUAUAUCCAACAUAACUUGGCGUUUUGAUGUGAGUAAGAAGGCUAGCCACCUUGUAAGGAUUCACUUUUGUGACAUAGAGAGUGAGUCACAAAAUACUCUUGUGUUCAAUCUCUAUAUCUAUAGCAAGUUUAUUCAAAUAGUCAAUCCUUAUGAAAUCUUUAACCCGGUGGCAGCUCCAUUUUGCUUAGAUUUUGUGGUUGAUUCUGAUGAAUCUGGAUUUAUGAAUAUCAGUGUAGGGACUAUGCUGGACUCGGAUAACCCUCCCAUUCUGAAUGGGCUGGAAAUAUUGGAGUUUAUGAAGGAGAGUAAUUCUGCUUUUGUGGAAGAAGAAUCGAAAAAGAAUCAUCUGUCUCUAAUAGUCGGUUUAGCUGCCGGUGGUGUGGUUAUUGUCUCCAUUUUGAUGAUAGUGGUGUUGGCUUUGAGAUGCAGAAAAACAUCUGACUCAAAUGUUCCAAAAAUGAACCUUGGGCUAAAGAUACCAUUUGCUCAAAUAAAGCGUGCAACUAAGAACUUCGACAAGAAAAAAAUGAUUGGUUCAGGUGGAUUUGGGAAUGUUUAUUUAGGAACUCUCAGGAAUGGUAUGAAGGUGGCUGUGAAACGAGGUGAAGCAGGGCAUCAACAAGGCUUCUCAGAAUUCCAAACGGAGAUCAAAAUAUUGUCCAAGAUUCGCCAUCGCCAUCUGGUUUCCUUGAUUGGGUAUUGUGAUGAAAGGUCUGAGAUGAUACUGGUAUAUGAAUUCAUGGAAAAAGGGACACUGAGAGAUCAUCUAUACAAUUCGAGUAAAAACUCUGCUGCACCAUCUACAGAAUAUUCAUUGUCUUGGAAGCAAAGGCUUGAAAUUUGCAUUGGCUCUGCUGAGGGUCUUAAUUACCUACACACUAGUUCAGAUGGGGGAAUCAUUCACCGUGAUGUAAAGUCGACAAACAUCCUGCUUGAUGGAAAUUGCGUGGCCAAAGUUGCUGAUUUUGGUAUUUCAAGAACAGGUCAUCUUGACGAAACCCAUGUCACUACUGAUGUAAAGGGCAGCUUUGGAUAUUUUGAUCCAGAAUAUUAUGGAAGUCAAAUGUUAACACUUAAAUCUGAUGUUUACUCAUUUGGAGUGGUUCUGCUGGAAGUGCUUUGUGCAAGACCACCUAUCGAUACUUCACUGCCUGGGAAGGAAGUGAACUUGGCAGAAUGGGCGAUGUCUUGGCAAAAGAGAGGACAGCUUGAAAAAGUUAUUGAUCCUAGGCUGGUUGGUGACAUCAAUCCAAGUUCAUUGAGAAAAUUCGGAGAAAUAGCUGAGAAUUGUUUAAAGGAAUGUGGUGCUGACAGGCCUACUAUGGGUGAUGUGAUGUGGGACUUAAAAUAUGCACUGGAGCUUCAACAAUCUAUUACGAGCACAGAGCCAUUUGAGGAUAGCACAAUAGAUGCUUCAUUGCAGCUGCCAUUGAUUGUUACUCAGAGUCUUCCUUCUCAUAGCUUCUCAAUUGAGAAAGAUGAUGUGCCCACAGAAAGGAAUGAUGGAUCCGAAACAACUGCUAGUGAAGUGUUUUCUCAAUUAAGAAUUGAUGAUCCCAGAUAAGGUCUAUUGGCUUGAGAGGUCAUGGAAAGGAGGUCGUUGAGGACAUCCCUCCGCAAGCUUAGAUGGAUUUGAACUAUCACCUAUGAAUUUUUUUUUUUUUUGUAUCACUGUAUAUGUUAUAUCUAUGUGAAGUCUUCUAUAUUUUGACCAUGUAAUAGCAGUAGUACUCGUCUCAAAGGCAUAUAAUUAAUGGACUUUAAGGACUUAUGUUUUGGGAUGUAUAUAUAUAUUCGGGGAAAAUUAUGAAUGGUCAUUUAUAACUUUUCAGUUUCAUUUUUCAUCCUAUUGUAUGUGCAUUGAAAAGUACACUUGGGACAGGUU
Cornus florida is the source of this 2904-nucleotide messenger RNA. RefSeq names its product probable receptor-like protein kinase At5g24010. Gene Ontology annotation, cellular component: plasma membrane; plasmodesma. Gene Ontology annotation, biological process: protein autophosphorylation. Gene Ontology annotation, molecular function: ATP binding; transmembrane receptor protein tyrosine kinase activity. The record is from RefSeq and is a predicted model, not a curated record. The transcript has 2 exons. NCBI's taxonomy places the organism in Eukaryota, Viridiplantae, Streptophyta, Magnoliopsida, Cornales, Cornaceae. The coding region runs from base 151 to 2583 and encodes 810 amino acids.